CCCGUCUUCCAGGACCAUUAUUCCAAAGUUACAGAAAAAUAAAAUAAAACCCGCACCAGCAACACACCGUCAGUGACUCCGAAGGCUAAGCGAGUGCUAUCAAAUGGAAGCCUGAUUGUUGACUGUGGUGAAAAACGAUGCAGUGGUACUUCGUCGCGACUCUUCUCACUAUUCUUACUAGUUCUCAGGGAAUUUUGACAACUCUCUCUCAAAGUCAUGGAGGGUAUAAGUAUGAUUAUGCUACUGUUCCAUUUCUUGCUGAAGUUUUCAAGUUGGUGGUUUCUAGUUUUCUUCUUUGGAGAGAGAUCCAGACAUCUUCUCCAAGGAUGACAACAGACUGGAAAAGUGUCCGCUUGUUUCCCAUUCCAUCUAUCAUAUAUCUGAUUCACAAUAAUGUUCAGUUUGCUACACUGACUUAUGUUGACACUUCCACUUAUCAGAUCAUGGGUAAUCUGAAGAUUGUCACGACUGGCAUAUUAUUCAGGGUAUUCUUGAGGAGAAAACUCUCUAAUCUCCAAUGGAUGGCUAUUGUGCUAUUAGCUGUUGGAACAACCACAAGCCAGGUUAAAGGUUGUGGAGAAGCUUCAUGCGAUUCUUUAUUUUCAGCACCAAUCCAAGGGUAUAUGUUGGGUAUCCUGUCUGCUUGCCUAUCAGCAUUAGCAGGUGUUUAUACAGAGUUUCUGAUGAAGAAGAAUAAUGAUAGCUUGUAUUGGCAGAAUGUACAAUUGUAUACGUUUGGUUCUAUUUUUAAUAUGUUCCGGCUUCUAAUGGAUGACUUCAGAGGAGGGUUUGAAAAGGGACCUUGGUGGCAACGCCUUUUUAAUGGAUAUAGUAUUAUAACUUGGAUGGUUGUUUUGAACCUUGGAUCCACCGGAUUGUUGGUGUCAUGGUUGAUGAAGUAUGCUGACAAUAUUGUAAAGGUUUAUUCCACCUCAAUGGCAAUGCUGCUAACAAUGCUUUCAUCUAUAUACCUUUUCAAUUUUAUGCCUACAUUACAGCUUUUCUUGGGCAUUAUUAUUUGCAUGAUGUCUCUGCACAUGUAUUUUGCUCCUCCAAGCAUGCUUGUAGAUGUACCUUCAACUGUGAAAGCAGUUCCGGACAACCUAAGGGAAAUUACUGUCCAUCGAAGAACAGAUGCCUAAUUUUUCAUGGAGAUGAGGGAAAUCCUAAGCAAGGUAGAGAAAGUACAAUACAAGUAUAAUUGGCUUAAGUACAAUGAUUUAAAAUUACAGAGGAUGAUAUAAACUUGUAUAAUAAUACUUCGUGCACUAGAAAUAGAUGCAAAUAUAGGUACAAACAUUGAUGUGUUAUCAUGUGAUAUGACGGUUUUGAAUUAAUGAUAAGAUAACACCUAUCACAUAAUAACACAUUUGUGUUUAUAUUCACGUUUACACCUAUUGUUAGUGCAUGUAGUAUAACUUGUAUUGGAAAAACCAUCACGCUGCAAUCAGCGGUUGCUUUCCAAGAGAGUGAUUACAUGGAAACAUCUUUAUACUUGUUCGAAAUCAAAUACAUUUGUGAAACCUUUUUCAGACCAAUGAAAGAAAGUACUGAAAUUUAUCAUGGAAA
Molecule: messenger RNA, 1569 nt
Organism: Mangifera indica (mango)
Lineage: Eukaryota; Viridiplantae; Streptophyta; Magnoliopsida; Sapindales; Anacardiaceae
Product: CMP-sialic acid transporter 1-like
Exons: 8
Coding region: 138-1142 (334 amino acids)
Biological process (GO): pyrimidine nucleotide-sugar transmembrane transport
Cellular component (GO): Golgi membrane
Molecular function (GO): pyrimidine nucleotide-sugar transmembrane transporter activity
Source: RefSeq, a predicted model, not a curated record